Molecule: messenger RNA, 764 nt
Organism: Colletotrichum destructivum
Lineage: Eukaryota; Fungi; Ascomycota; Sordariomycetes; Glomerellales; Glomerellaceae
Exons: 1
Coding region: 226-744 (172 amino acids)
Source: RefSeq, a predicted model, not a curated record
CCCUGCGCGUGCGAAACGUGAGACCCCAUUCGUCGUGUCGAGCCACCCUUCAUCUUCCCCAGACUCCGCCGUCCGGGCUCAUCGCUCCAUGUCGGUGUUCGGAAAUCGUACGCGCAUGGGGGGUGAGAGCACUCUGUCACUCCGGAGGAUUAUCAAUCAAAGGCGUGAGCGACAACCAGCUGGUCGCACACCCGGGGAACCGGCGAUGCGCGAAACGUGGGACAAAUGAAGAGAAGCCCCCCUUCCCCUCCCCUCCCCUCGAACAUGCAUCCGCCGCCCAACGAGCCCGAUCCCGAAUGCCGUCCACACCAUCGCGAAACACCCAAGACGCCCCCAAAUACCACAACUGGGAAUCUCGCAUCGAACGAUUCUGCGGGCGACCGGACGAGCAGCCCACCAACUGCCAAUUGGCUUCGCGACUCGACGAGCCGAGGCCGGGGCCAUGGAGAGGAGGGUGUCCUCGUCAAUGGCCUCCUCGUCUCUCGACUUCCCGCACUCCUGAUGUAUGUUUCCUUUUUGCACCCGGCUAGCACAUACCCAAUUCAGCUGGCUACAGAGCAAGCGGUGCGAGUCCUUGCCGCAGCGAGGGUUAACAGUUUUUGGGGUGGGGUAAAAGGGAAGGGUAGUCCUAGAAAGAAAGGAAUAUUCAAGUGUCUAAAGUUGAGAACGUAUUCAACUUACGUCUGCCCGCCUGCUCUUCCAUCAGCAAGGUUAAGUUAUGUGUCCUAUUACUUCAAGAUAUAGAGCCCUUUGAUGAUUGACUU